Messenger RNA from Monopterus albus (swamp eel), 2497 nucleotides. It is a transcript of the gene traf3ip3, whose product is annotated as TRAF3 interacting protein 3. The transcript is spliced from 14 exons. Bases 189 to 1964 code for a protein of 591 amino acids. NCBI's taxonomy places the organism in Eukaryota, Metazoa, Chordata, Actinopteri, Synbranchiformes, Synbranchidae. The record is from RefSeq and is a predicted model, not a curated record.
UUCUGUUCACUUCCUGUAAAAUUAUGCUCAACAGAAACAGCUACAUGUGAAACACAGACGAAAUCCCCGGACACUACUUCAGAAGAGUGAGAAAAUGGAUGACUUCCUAACCAUCUCAUGAAGUGUUUUCCUUACUGAAUGAAAUGGUGCAUUAGGCUUGAGGCACUGUAACAGCCAGAGGAGCUGCCAUGGAUGCCCUGGCUGUUAGUGGAACACAGCACUCCCCGCUGAAAUAUUUUGACCAAAUAGAGGCGUUCAGAGCAGAGAAACGCGAACACCUGCGAGGACGUAACAAUGUGACUUCAUGUCGCAGCCCUACCAGAGAGUUUGACACAAAACUGAUAAAAAAUGAACUGAAAGAAAAGAGACAUCUGGAAUUCCUGAGGAGGAGAUCUGUGAGCCCAGAGCUGUGUGGUGUGAAGCCUAUGAAGCAUAUUUCAAAGAUAAAACCUUCAACAAAAACACUUUCAGUGACACAUUGCAGUUCAAGAAGCAAGUCAGACACUCUGCACACAAAUGUCCAAAAUGCAUUCACCAUUAAUAGACACCCACUGAUGUUUUCAGCACCAAACAGCAGCAUGACAGAUGGUCCAAGCACCAGCAAAUGGGCUUCAUCAUGGUCUGAACAGGCAACACUGAUGAGGCCAGAGAAAGGCCAUACAUGGAUGCAAACCUUCACACCAGUGAUGAUGGAGUCAAAUGGACACAGAACAAAACGCACCGACAACCGAGAGAAUAGAACUAAUGCUCAAAAGACAAAUAUCAAAACAGAAAAGAUUCACCAAGAAUUCUCCCUCCAUACUGAAAAUACUCUCCAAAAAAAGACAUUGCGAGAGGCUGCUGUGCAAACAGAGUCUGGCCUUGUCACUGUGAAGGAAUCAGAUGUUCAGCGGUUAGCUGACUAUUUGCAGGAGGCCCUGUGGAGGGAGGAGGUUGUGAAGAAGAAGCUGGCAGCCCUCCAGGAGAGCACGUCGAGCCUCCUGAACUCCUCGAGCAAAAUAUGGACAGCUCGCUGCAGUGAAGACUUGCUGAGAAACAAGAUCAAGGCUCUGGAGGCGCAGCUGCAAGUCUGUCUGCAGAAGUUUCCAAAAGAUGCUGUGAAGAAACUGGUGGUACAGAUGGAGAAACAAAAACUGAUAUAUGAGGAGAAGGCCCUAGUCGCCCUGCAGAAGGCCACACAGGAGAAAACUGAGGCACUCAGCAAAGCUGAGACACUGCAGGAAGCACUAAAUACAACAAAGGCAGAGGCACUGAGGUGGCAGAGUGAGUGUGAGGAGCUGAGGCUCAGCUCUGGACAACUCAGGGAGCAGCUGCACCUCAGUAAUGAAAAGCUGCAACAGCUACACAGCCAAGUGGAGCUGUCCACGUCCAGAGAGGCUGAGCUGACGGAGGCAGUGCUGUCAUUAACACAAGAGAAGAAAGAGCUGCAGUGCAACAUUCGCCUGCUGGAAGAGGGCAACCAGAGUUUAAGAGAAAUUCAGCACCUUAGGGAUGGCAGCAAUGAGAGCCAGGACUUUAUAAUGGGUGGGGGUCUGACGUCAGAGGAAGCAGAGCCACGACUGAUGGUGAGGAGAGACUCUGAGGUGGAGGAGCAGCUCCGUCACACUCAGGAGAAACUUCGGCUCAAGGAGAGAGAGUGUGAGGAGCUGCAGAUGGAACUGCAUACCAUGGAGCAGGAGUGUCAGUCCAGCCUGUCCCGGUUGUCGCAGUGCAGAGAAGAACUCCGGCAACUCAGCUACCGCCGCAGGAAAGUGGUGAGCAGUACGCGGUGUGGGUCCUGGUGGAAGAUGUGUGUUUUCCUCCUUGUACUCCUCGCUGUGGCAGGGGUUGCCAUGUUGUGGCUCUGGCAUCCUCCUUUCAGGGAGCAAGUUGAAGACCUUUAUUCAGACAUAGAAACACGUAUUGAAGAUUAUCUCAUGGAAAUGGCCUCUCCUGGACACUCAGGCUGUUUUAGACCAAUAUGAUAAUGCAAUUGCUCAGGAAUGUUAUUUUGUUGUUUUUGUUUUUUUAUAUCAUUAUAGGAUGUAGUUUAUUGAAAUGUUUGUAUACUAUAUUUUAGGUUUAGAAGAAAAUGCAUGUGUGCCAUGAGAUAAUGCUGUGUUGAUGUGUGGAUGAUGUACUGUACAUGUGUGCAGAUAGAUCAAAUACAAGUGUGGAAAAACAUCACAGUUAUUGUAAUGUUUGCAACAAUGAAAACAUGGUAAAAGCUCUGUCCGUUCACAAAUGGACAUUAAAGGCACAUAAAAAACUGUGAAUCAAUAAUAUCAACAGAAUAGUUAGGAGAAGAGGAAAAAUCCUUUUUACUGUAAACAGCUUAUUUUGUCAACAGCACCACCUGGAAGUAUUAAAAAGUCACAUAGAACAUUAAAAUCUAUUAAAAUAAAGAGAAAAAUUCCAAGUAAUCAUUUCAGGUGGUUAUUUAGUUACAUCAGUGCCGCGGGAUUUUUAAGGAGCUGUUUUAGAUUCAUUGUUGAAAAUGGCAUUGCAAGACAGAGUA